Molecule: messenger RNA, 528 nt
Organism: Coffea arabica (coffee)
Lineage: Eukaryota; Viridiplantae; Streptophyta; Magnoliopsida; Gentianales; Rubiaceae
Product: protein VERNALIZATION 3
Source: RefSeq, a predicted model, not a curated record
AUGUAUAGGGGGGUAGAUCCUCUAGUGGUUGGACGUGUGAUAGCAGAUGUUUUGGACCCCUUCAACAGGUCCAUACCCCUUAGAGUUAUCCAUGGCAACAGAGACGUGAUUAAUGGUUGUGAGUUUAGACCCUCUCAGGUCGUUAGCCAGCCUAGGGUUGAGAUUGGAGGUGAUGAUUUUCGUAGCUUCUAUACUCUGGUGAUGGUAGACCCUGAUGCUCCAAGUCCCAGUAAUCCAAACCUUCGGGAAUAUUUGCACUGGUUGGUCACUGAUAUUCCAGCCACCACAGGAGCAUCAUUCGGCCAAGAAAUUGUGUGCUAUGAGAGUCCACGGCCAUCAAUGGGAAUCCACCGCUUCGUCUUUGCGCUUUUCCGACAGCUUGGGCGGCAGACAGUCUAUGCUCCGGGGUGGCGCCAGAACUUCAGCACCAGGGACUUUGCUGAACUUUACAAUUUAGGUUCGCCUGUUGCAGCAAUUUACUACAAUUGCCAGAGGGAAGGUGGAUCUGGAGGCAGAAGAUCGUCAUGA